ACCACGUGUCCUCGCUCCCUCCCGAGGGGCCGCGCUGGGGCGGCGGGAGCGGUGGAGACGAUGGCGCGGUGAAUGCCGGGCCACAGCCUUCGUCGCCCUUUGCGGCGACGCCGCCCGCUCGGCCGGGAAACAUUGAAGAAGCUGACUCUGAACUCCGGGAAGAUCCUUGCUUGGGAAGUCCCGGGAAAUGGAGCUCACAGAUGCACACUCUCUGCAUACCCAGCAGCUGCCCGCAGUCUCUUCUGGGGAACCUCUUUGUACCAGCCUGAGGAGGCUUCGAAUAGAGAGGAUUUGCGACCCAGAGGCGAGGAGAAGUCCAGCCAGGUUUGGGUUGGCCUCUGCCACCCAGGCACGCCCCUCUCUGCAUCAUGGACUUGGCUUUGGGAGGUCCUUUGAGGCAGAAAAACUGUUAAGUUUCUGAAGUAGCUUGUGGACAGCGCCUAUGAAUCUGGAAAACCCAGAAAUGGAGUCCCGGGCCUACCCUCUGAAUUUGACCCUGAAAGAAGAGCAAAAGGAGGAAGAGGUUGAGAUCCAAGAGUUGGAGGAUGGCCCCAUAGAUAUGCAGAAAGUACAAAUCUGCUCAGAAGGCGCAUGGGUACCAGCUCUAUUUGAUGAGGUGGCCAUAUAUUUCUCAGAUGAGGAGUGGGAAGUUCUGACAGAGCAACAAAAAGCCCUCUACCGGGAAGUCAUGAGGAUGAAUUAUGAGACUGUCCUGUCCCUGGAAUUCCCAUUCCCCAAGCCAGAUAUGAUCAAUCGGUUGGAAAGGGACGAGGAGUGUCCUAAUUCUGAUGAGUGGCGGCUCCAGGGAGUAACCUUUGCAGAAAAUGAAGAAUCUGACUUUAGGACUCCAGAUUGGGCAAGCCCGACGAAUGCCACCUCCCAUUUUCCUCAACCUCAGCCCUUCAACAGCUUUGGCCUGCGUCUGCCUCAGGACAUCACUGAACUGCCUGAGUGGACUGAGGGCUACCCCUUCUAUAUGGCCAUGGGCUUCCCCGGGUAUGACCUCUCAGCUGACGACUUGGCGAGCAAGUUUCAGUUCAGUCGUGGCAUGCGCCGCAGUUAUGAUGCAGGGUUCAAGCUGAUGGUGGUGGAGUACGCCGAGAGCACCAACAACUGUCAGGCUGCCAAGCAGUUUGGGGUGUUGGAAAAAAAUGUUCGAGACUGGCGCAAAGUGAAGCCACAGCUCCAAAAUGCUCAUGCCAUGCGGCGGGCAUUCCGAGGCCCCAAGAAUGGAAGGUUUGCUCUGGUAGACCAGCGAGUGGCUGAGUAUGUCAGAUACAUGCAGGCCAAAGGGGACCCUAUCACUAGGGAGGCAAUGCAGUUGAAAGCUCUUGAAAUCGCCCAGGAAAUGAACAUUCCAGAGAAAGGGUUCAAGGCAAGUCUGGGCUGGUGUCGAAGAAUGAUGAGAAGGUAUGACCUGUCUCUGAGGCAUAAAGUGCCAGUCCCUCAACACCUGGCCGAGGACCUGACUGAAAAGCUUGUCACUUACCAGCAGAGUGUGCUGGCUCUGCGCAGGACACACGACUAUGAAGUGGCCCAGAUGGGCAAUGCAGACGAGACGCCCAUCUGCUUAGAAGUCCCCUCUAGAGUGACUGUUGACAACCAGGGCGAAAAGCCCAUCUUGGUCAAGACACCAGGCAGGGAGAAAUUGAGGAUCACAGCCAUGCUGGGGGUCUUGGCUGAUGGGAGGAAGUUACCACCGUACAUCAUUUUGAGGGGAACAUACAUCCCCCCUGGGAAGUUUCCCAGUGGCAUGGAGAUCCGCUGCCACCGCUACGGAUGGAUGACUGAGGACUUGAUGCAAGACUGGUUGGAAGUUGUGUGGAGACGGAGAACUGGAGCUGUGCCCAGACAGCGAGGGAUGCUGAUCCUGAAUGGCUUCCGGUGCCAUGCCACUGACUCUGUGAAGAGUUCCAUGGAGAACAUGAACACGGACAUGGUGAUCAUCCCAGGGGGCCUGACCUCCCAGCUGCAGGUGCUGGAUGUCGUUGUCUACAAGCCUCUGAACGACAGCGUUCGGGCCCAGUAUUCCAACUGGCUUCUGGCUGGGAACCUGGCACUCAGCCCCACUGGAAAUGCUAAGAAGCCCCCCCUGGGCCUCUUCCUGGAGUGGAUCAUGGUUGCAUGGAACAGCAUCUCAAGUGAAUCAAUUGUCCAGGGGUUCAGAAAGUGCCACAUCUCCAGCAACUUAGAGGACGAAGGUGACGUCCUCUGGGAAAUCGAGGGCGAGUUGCCCAAAGAACCGCCAAAAGAAUGUGGUCCUGAAAGUGUGGCUGAGGGUGACUGAGAGGACUCAGGUAAACUGGUCAGUCAAAGAUCCUGCACCAUCACUGGUGCCCUGCUCAUGGCUAGCACUUACCGUUUUUCUGGCCCUGAGUUUGUUCUUUUCACGUUCUCUUGAAAUAAGCCUGCCGUGCCACAGUGUAGACGGCAGGCAGGUCAUCAGCACUUUCUCCAUCAGAAACAGAUUUGUAUUGUGUUUUAUGGCCUGGAUCCAGGAGUACUUUUAUAAUGGGUAAGAUGAACAAGGAGCUGUCUGUCAGAACACCUCACAUGAGAGCAGUCCCACUGCCAAGUUUCUUAGGCCUCUAGAACAUAGUUCGACAUUGUUUAGUUCACAAAAAGGUUGAAGAGACAACUUUCUUCUAAAAUGCUGAACUUCAGGGCAGGGCUGUCUGCUCACAUUACUUAACAUAGUUGCACUGCCUUUUGCUGAUCUGCAGGACCCUGGCCCAGGGAGAGAAUGAAGUCAGCCUUUAGUAUGGUAACCUCUAGGCCUCAUCUCUGUGUCCUAGGGAGAUUAUUACCUCCAUGCCCACCAGGGAGAUGAUAAUAUGUAUUGUUUGUUUUGUCUAGGGAAUAUUGAGAGUUUAAAAUCUUGGUCUCAUAGAAAUUCAGUUAUGGGGUGAGACGUUACAGUCAAUUCCUGUUGCCAGCAGGUAUCUGAAGGAAGAUGUCUUUAAAUUGGAACUUUGAAGGGCUGCAGAGCUGGCUUAGCAGUUAAGAGCAUGCUAUUCUUGCAGUUUGGUUCCCAGCACCCACAUCCUGCAGCUUGACACCUGUAGCUCCGGUUUCAGGAGUCCAAUGACCUCUUAGCCUCCUUUGACAUCUGCAGUUACAUGCACAGUUACACACACACACACACACACACACACACACACACACACGUGUGUGUGACUAAAAGAAGCCUUGGGCUAGAGAGAUGGCUCAGCAGUUAGGAGUGCUUACCUUUCAUCCUUGCAGAGGACUGGCAUUUAGUUUCCAGCACCUGUAUAACAGCUCACAACCAGCUGUACCUCCAGUUCCAGGGCAUCUUAUGACCUCUUCUGGCCUCUGCCAGGUCCUGCAUACAUAUGAUGCAGGCUCACACAUAUACACAUAAAAUUAAAUCUUUCUUAUGAAAUGAAUCUGCACCAGAAAUAGUACAAUGAAUACAGUUCGCGAGCCUAAGGUCAUCAAGUGUACAUGUAGGGAGUUGAGGAGGUGUGCAGAAGAAGAGCAACUUUGGAAAAAAGCAGGCGAUCAGAGCCCACACUAGCAAAGGCCCAGAGCCCCUAAACACAAACUUUGAGCAAACAGGAGAAGGACCAGAGUAAGGGGCACAUGGAAGGCAAACAGCAGGAAAAUGGUCAGUUCUUUAAUAGAAAACCUAAAAUUAACAUAGCUUUCCUUUAUAAAAGAAAAAGUCAAUUAGUGUACAUUUUACUUGUCCCCCUAAGCCCACCGUGCAAGUGAAAUGCUAGUAGAAAUCCCCAUGCCCCUGAGCUGUGUAAGCGCAGGCUCCUCGGUGGCGUGCACCACCUUCCUGUCUGAGCCCUAGGCUUCGGGGAUAGUUCUCCACAUGCCCCUACUCUCUGUAAAGCCUUGGAUUCAGGCUCCCUUUCUGCUGACCACUCCGCUGCCCCUGUUGGAUAGCAGACUUUGAGUUGGAGUUGUUUUAUCCUUUCACAUUCUUGCUUUUCAUUUUUCACCUAAGUUAGAAAACAUUUCAAUUUCCUAAGCAAUUUACCACUCCAGGAACCCAGUCAAAAACUGCCAGAAAAGGAAAAAGCAGAAAACCAUGCUAAGCCACAGCUGUGCACAUGGGUACAUGCCACGUCUGCUCUUCCAGUUGUUAGGAUCUUUGUACAGCUUCUGGGGGAAGUGAUGGAGACAGACAUGAACAAGAUUCGGAAGACACAGGCAUUAAACCACCUCCUGUUACAGAAUAGUAUACUGCUUUGUUAAAGACAUCCAGACUGAUUCCUACUCAGGUUCUCUCUGUUUUCCAGAAAAUGGAACUGUGAUGGAAACAGUUGGGAGGAAAACUUGUAAGAGGAUGGCUGCAGAGGGACCAAAAUGGGCAAUGAGGCUCUCUGAGAAUCCUAGGGGUGGACAGCAUGAAUACCUUAUCAGACAGUCCCAUCUACCACGUCCUGUCAGUGUCCGCCAAGUCUAGGACCCUUAUGGUCAGUGACAAGAAAAGGAACUUGGUGGCCUGCUUCUUCCUUCGGAGCUGUCUCCAUCUGCCCAGAUAGAAGCCUAUAAACCCAAUCGAGCAAAGGUGUUUUCUGGAGAACACGUUCUCACACCGAGUGUGAGUGAGUGUGUGUGUACCUUCACAGGUGCUUCAGUAGGAGCUGUUUCCACACAGGCCGAGACUACAGGAAAGCUUUUGUAAAGGCGUGUCACACGUGUACUCCUGCUACUUCCAUGUCUCCUCACUGAGGGAAUGAGAUGUUAAUAACCAAGUGGGACACAGGCUUGGUGCAGAAGAUGGAUUUUCUGUAGGUAAACUAGGUUAGGAUGCAAGAUAAAGACUAAGAUAAAUGAUGUUGCAGAUACCUUUCCAAUCUGGCAGCUAGACCUUUCUAGGGUCUUAUUUAAUGAGCCAAUUUUUUCUGUUGUCCUCUAUGAGGCAGCCCUUGGUGCACAAGCCUUUGCUUUUCAGGCUGCCUGCAGAAGACUAAGUUCUCUCCCGUCUACACAGAACAGGGCCCACUGACUUGGUUAAUUUCUUUAAUAUUUUUGUCAAAAGGGCAAUGGGAGGGUUUGGGCCGUAAGCCACAGCUGCUGUUAGACUCCAACCAUACAAGAGUAGGUAUGAGUCACUGACAACUUCUACAGUAGUAAUUUGCAUUCCCAUGUAAGUCAGCAGCUAAGAAAAACAUUCCUUCAAAGCUAUAUGUUGUACAAAAAUUCUACCAGAACCUCAUAGGCAAAGCCAUUGCUAGCUCUGUCAUUCCGAAUACUCAGUCUAGCCACCAGGUUGCUGUGAUCACAGUUCCUUCCUCUACUCGGCUCCUGUGGAUUCUCAACGCUGUUCUCAGCAUCUUCCCCAGUUUCUACUCAGGUUCUCCUGCUCCUGUUUGUCCUUCACAUUUCUCGCUGUGUAACCAGUCAUAAACCUGCGCAGUCUGUCAGAGUUCCACACACAUGACCGUGAUUUCUCACUGUGUAACCAGUCAUAAACCUGCGCAGUCUGUCAGAGUUCCACACACAUGACCGUGACUCCUGAGAACUCUGUGUACUGACACUGUUCCUCUUAGCUUUCUCUGUACCGUCUCGUCAUCCCCGAGUGCCAUCUAAUUAAACCCUGUUCCUCUCCACGUUCUCAUCAGGUUUGGGGUUUGUUUUCUUCCUUUGGCUGUCCUAUUUCCAGACUCUUAUUUUUCUUGCUUGAGAGCUUAAAAAAUAUUAUGUUUAGGUUUCCACACAAAAGACAGUUAUCUUAAGAGUAGAAAAUAAGCCGGGCAGUGGUGGCGCACGCCUUUAAUCCCAGCACUUGGGAGACAUAUCUCUGAGUUCGAGGACAGCCAGGGCUACACAGAGAAACCCUGUCUCGGAAAAAAAAGAAAAAAAAUAGAGUAGAAAAUGGGUUUAACCCUUUUCAUCCCAUACCAUCACUAUCAGCUAAGAUGCCUUACAGGCUAUGUAGCACUGGAACUUUCUAGAGUAAUGGUUCUGCUGUCCGGGUCUUCUGGGCACAUUCUUCCACCGACUUAAGAUGAUCUAUGCCUAACAGAGCCCCAGUACAACUAUUGAGCAGAAUAGCUGUUUCCUGAGAAUUACCAUAGCUCACUGGGACUGGCACUCCCUAGAUAGAAACUGAUCCCAGUAAUAAACUUUGAUAACAAAGACAAUAGGCUCUGGUGAUUUUAUUUAUUGCUGGUGUUAUCCAAAGUUUAAAAGCUAUUGCCUCUGCAUCACACCGUUGAAGCAGUCUCCUGGCAUGUACUCUAAGUGGUGCAAGCAUUUGUUUAAAAGAAGGAAAUGUGGGGUUUUAAACUAGCUCUUAAAAGUUGGAGAGGUUUAGAUAGGUUUCUUCUGUAAGUCAUGUCUUAGCAGUGUUACAGUCAGGAUGAAAUACAGAUGAUUCAAUGUGCCAAGUUGUAAUUUUCAUAAAUUUCUCAAGUGAAAGCAUAUUCACAGGCCUCUACUGUGUGCACAGGAGAAGUAUUGGAUUGACUUGCUCACAGUGGGGGAAACAAAGUACUAGAGGGCUACAGUGAAUGACUAAGGUAUGUGCCUGGUAAAGGCAGACCGUUGGUGUGUAGUCACCUGUGGCCAAACACGCUACUAAAAACUUACAGUCAAAAUUAACUUGAGAGUAACUAAUUACACUGUUUCUAACAGCUUGCUUCAAGUACUUAUGUGAUUUUUGACAAUAUGUAUUUAUUAUUUCCUAAUUGUAGGAGAUUGCACAUAGACUCAUGACUAGAUGAGGUAACAGAAAUGGAGCCAGCCUUUGGUGGAAAACAAAAAAUUGAAAUCCUUUUCAGGAACUCUUAAAUAUCUUAAUUCUUAUUAUGUCCCUGCCUUACCUCCAACCCCAUCUGCCCACUUCAGAAAAUCACUUGACAACUGGCAUGGAAGACAGACCCGAGUGUAAACCUAAAACAGGAUAGAUCUGGAGCCUUGUGGUCUGGUCUCACUGGAGAGGGCACUAAGUAUAGACCGGGGCCUAGCACAGUGAACAGCUUCGAACUUAGAGCAUGCUCUGCUACACCUUUUGGAAUUCUCCAUUGCUGGGGGCAGCCAAGACCAGUUGCCACUCCUAACUGCCUCUCUGAAUUCAGGAGAGUAUACAACAUACCCACAUCCUGGGCAGCAAGGGGUUCUUUAUACAGCAGCAGUGUGUAUCCAUCACUCCAAAUCCUUUUAACCUCUAAAUGUUCUUAGUGUCACCCACCUGACACCCUAAAAGGUUUGCUAUUAACUUGUUUGUUUUAACCUUAGGCUACAGACCACUAAAUGAGUACCUUAACAAGAACCUGCCUUUGGCACAUUCUUUUGAAGUUUGAGCUAAGAUCUCAUAUGGCUGGACUUCUGUUUCUAUGGAAGAGAAUAUUCCUUAUCUGCUUAUUUGAAUAAACAGGAAAAGGGUUUCUCCCAAAA
This is a messenger RNA of Mus musculus (house mouse), 7377 nucleotides long. It is a transcript of the gene Pogk, whose product is annotated as pogo transposable element with KRAB domain. The record is from RefSeq and is marked validated. The transcript is spliced from 6 exons. Bases 464 to 2287 code for a protein of 607 amino acids. Gene Ontology annotation, molecular function: nucleic acid binding. Gene Ontology annotation, cellular component: nucleoplasm; nucleus. Lineage: Eukaryota; Metazoa; Chordata; Mammalia; Rodentia; Muridae. Gene Ontology annotation, biological process: regulation of DNA-templated transcription.